Trematomus bernacchii (emerald rockcod) is the source of this 2458-nucleotide messenger RNA. RefSeq names its product G protein-coupled receptor 61-like (gene gpr61l). Lineage: Eukaryota; Metazoa; Chordata; Actinopteri; Perciformes; Nototheniidae. The record is from RefSeq and is a predicted model, not a curated record. Gene Ontology annotation, biological process: G protein-coupled receptor signaling pathway. Gene Ontology annotation, cellular component: signaling receptor complex; plasma membrane; endosome. Bases 357 to 1655 code for a protein of 432 amino acids. Gene Ontology annotation, molecular function: G protein-coupled receptor activity. The transcript has 2 exons.
UGUACCAUCAAAAAACAUCAUGGAACCAAUUCUUCUUCAACUGGAGAUAACAAUGGUGAUGCGUCUGGACCUCUGGAGGAGCCUCUAUACUGAAGAACUAAACCUCACACACUGAAUUAUCUCGAUUUGAUUCAUUUUCAGCUGGAAGACUGACUUUUUUUCUUUCUGGAAAAUACAUUAAUCAAGCUGGGUUUGGCCCAGUGUAUCUAAACAAAAAGUGAGAAUUUAACAGAAGCUUUGUCAAGUCAAACACCUGGUCAACCUGUUAAGUGUGAAUUGAAACACACAAACACAGAGUGAAUCAUGGGACAUCCAAAUAUGACGACAUCAGAGAUGGAAGCGGAGGUUGUGAAUAAAUGAUGGCCGCCAACACCGGUCCGAUGAUAGCCUCUGCGCCACAUCACUCAGUGACAAAUCUAAACACCACCCAAACGGAGCCCAAUCCUACGGUCCCUGCUGACCUGGGCGUCGUCACCAGCUCCCAGUCACAGAUCAAAGACCUUUUCGGGUUGUUCUGCAUGGUGACCCUUAACCUCAUUGCUUUGUUGGCCAACACUGGAGUGAUGGUGGCCAUCGCUCGUGCUCCUCACCUGAAGAGGUUUGCUUUUGUGUGUCACCUUUGUGCAGUGGACCUGCUGUGUGCCAUCCUCCUCAUGCCCUUGGGUAUCAUAUCCAGUUCGGCGUUCUUUGGCACCGUGCUGUUUACAGUCCUGGAGUGUCAGGUUUACAUUUUUCUCAAUGUUUUCCUCAUCUGUCUCUCCAUUCUCACCAUCACAGCCAUCAGUGUGGAGCGUUACUUUUAUAUCGUACACCCCAUGCGUUAUGAAGUCAAGAUGACCAUUAACCUCGCUAUUGGUGUCAUGCUUCUGAUCUGGGUGAAGUCAGUCCUCUUAGCUAUGGUCCCACUUUUCGGAUGGCCAGCUUAUGGACCUCAGAGCUCUAUUGCUGCAGCUCACUGCUCUCUCCACGCGAGCCACAGUCGUCUAAGAAGUGUAUUUUCUGUGCUCUUUAGUGUGGCUUGUUUUCUGUUUCCUGCAGUAGUCAUUUUUGGUGUUUACGGUGCCGUGUACAAGGUAGCUCGCUCCGCAGCCCUGCAGCAAGUCCCUGCUGUGCCGGCGUGGGCAAAUGCAAGCCUUGCUAAAAAUCGCUCAGACUCCAUUAACAGCCAGACCACCAUGAUCACCACCACACGCUCCCUGCCACAAAGACUGUCUCCUGAGAGGGCCUUCAGUGGAGGAAAGGCUGCCCUAACAUUGGUAUUAAUUGUUGGACAGUUCUUUGUUUGUUGGUUACCCUACUUCAUCUUCCACAUGCAAAUGUCUCUGACUGGCUCCAUGAAAAGCCCUGGGGACUUGGAGGAGGCAGUCACUUGGCUGGCCUAUUCCUCUUUUGCCAUCAACCCGUUCUUUUACGGCCUCUUGAACAGGCAGAUCAGAGAAGAGCUGGUUAAGUUCCGACGUUGCUGCUUGACCCAGCCGGCAGAUUUUGGGACAUCUAGCCACGAAGGCUCCCUUCAGGAGAAUUUCCUCCAGUUCAUCCAGAGAACCAGCAGCAGCAAAGCUGAAACCCCGUCCAGCUGCGCCAACUCAAACCCCGGAAACACUACGGACCAGGGGGUUAAGAUCCCUGGACAAAUUCCUGAAGAGCAGGCUUAGACAUUGACCAACAUGGGUGAUGGACCACAGUGCUAAUAUAAAGGACAUGUUGUUUUUUAUGUAAGCAGGACAUUUUCAUAUUGGAUAGCUUCAUAAUCUAAGAAAUGUAAGAUGAUUUAAAUGUUGAAAUGAUUAUUGAUCACUGGAAUACCUUCUCCUAUCCAUUCUGGCAACAAUGAGGUCAUUUCUUCAAUAAUUUUAUAUUUUAUGAUACAAAUAAAGAACUCAUAUUUCAUGAGUGACUGGAGUUGGUCUCAUAUUGCAUCAUAUGCAAUGUGACCCUUGCACAAGAAUCCAUUGAUAUUUAUAUUAAAAUGAUCUCUUCUUUUAACUGAAGUGAUGGAGGUCAACAUCCCAAGUCAUUGUUUGUUGCAAAAAUCCCAACUUGAUUUGUCUGCUGAAGCCAUUACAUCCAGUUAAUAUGAAUGGUAUUUCUUAAAUAAUAUACAUCCAUAAAGCUUUUAGAAAGGCGCAGAAUAAAAGUAUUGCUUUGCCUGAAAUAAAAAAUAUUAAGAUUGUUAAUCGACUAUUUUAAACAUGUUGUCAGGUCCAAAAUGUAUGUUUUGUUUCUUUUCAUUCUACAAUUCAGGGAGGCUUUUUUUCAUUUUAGGUCAAUGUGCUAUGAUUUUACUGAAACAUGAACUAUUGAAAUAGACAUGAUCCCCUGUGCUUAUUUUCUAAUUGUAUUUCAAUUAGCCUGGUUUUAUUGAUGUUUUGAUGAAGGUUGUUUAUGAAAAUCUGGAGUGUAACCAAAAUAACAAGGUUAUAAUUGAAGGGAUAUUAAAAUGAUUUAUUGCCUUUAA